Diatraea saccharalis (sugarcane borer) is the source of this 3014-nucleotide messenger RNA. Lineage: Eukaryota; Metazoa; Arthropoda; Insecta; Lepidoptera; Crambidae. The record is from the annotation of a GenBank genome assembly.
ACGACACGUCCACCUACCUUGUCAAACUUCCACGGAUUCACUGUUUCUGCAUGACGAUUUUUCAUGUUUUAACUUUAAAAAAUGCCGUUGAGACUAGAUAUCAAGAGGAAAUUGACUGCGAGGUCUGACCGUGUCAAGUGCGUGGAUCAACAUCCCACUGAACCAUGGCUCCUCUGCUCCCUGUACAACGGCGACGUAAACAUAUGGAAUUACGAGACUCAUUUACAGAUCAAGAGAUUCGAGGUUUGCGACAUACCCGUGAGAGCUGCGAAGUUUGUGCCCAGAAAAAAUUGGGUCAUCACGGGUUCAGAUGACAUGCAGAUCCGUGUCUUCAACUACAAUACUCUGGAAAGAGUGCACUCAUUCGAAGCACAUUCAGAUUAUGUCAGAUGUAUAGCCGUACACCCUACACAACCUUACAUUUUGACAAGCAGUGAUGACCUGUUAAUAAAACUAUGGAAUUGGGAUCGGAACUGGGCUUGCCAGCAGGUGUUCGAGGGGCACACUCACUAUGUUAUGCAGAUCGUCAUCAAUCCAAAGGACAAUAACACCUUUGCUAGUGCCAGUCUCGACACCACAGUCAAGGUUUGGCAACUCGGUUCUUCUAUUUCUAAUUUCACCCUGGAAGGCCACGAAAAGGGCGUCAACUGCGUGGAUUAUUAUCACGGUGGCGAUAAGCCCUACCUAAUUAGUGGUGCUGACGAUCGACUUGUCAAGAUCUGGGACUACCAGAACAAAACUUGUGUGCAAACACUAGAAGGUCACGCACAAAAUGUGUCCGCUGUAUCAUUCCAUCCGGAGCUGCCGAUCCUCCUAACUGGUUCAGAGGAUGGUACCAUAAGAAUUUGGCACGCGGGCACCUACCGCCUGGAGUCAUCGCUCAACUAUGGCUUCGAACGCGUGUGGACCAUCUCCUCAAUGCACGGAUCCAAUAACGUCGCCAUUGGUUACGACGAAGGCACUAUUAUGAUAAAAGUGGGCAGAGAGGAGCCAGCUAUAUCAAUGGAUGUGAACGGAGGCAAGAUCAUCUGGGCUAAACACUCGGAAAUGCAGCAAGUCAACCUGAAGCAGUUGCCAGAAGGUACAGAAAUCAAAGAUGGCGAACGUGUACCGGUAGUCGCUAAAGAUCUAGGUUCGUGCGAGAUCUAUCCUCAGACCAUAGCUCACAAUACAAACGGCCGCUUUGUUGUGGUAUGUGGGGAUGGCGAGUUCAUCAUUUACACAGCGAUGGCCCUCAGGAAUAAGGCAUUCGGUACGGCUCAAGAAUUCGUUUGGGCAUUAGACAGUUCCGAGUACGCUACUUUGGAAGGAUCCAGCACCAUAAAAGUGUUCAAAAAUUUCAGAGAAAGGAAGAGUUUCAAGCCUGAAUAUGGUGCAGAAGGUAUAUUCGGUGGAUUCAUGUUGGGUGUCAAAUCUAUCAGUGGCAUGGCCUUUUCCUUCUACGACUGGGAGCAACUUGAACUUAUCAGACGGAUCGAGAUCCAGCCACGUCACGUUUACUGGUCGGAGAGUGGUAAUCUAGUGUGCCUUGCUGCAGACGAUGCUUACUACGUGCUCAAGUAUAACGCUGCCGUGGUGACGCACGCGAGGAAAACUAAUACUAACACCACCGAGGAUGGCAUAGAAGACGCCUUCGAGGUUGUGGGUGAAGUGAAUGAGACUGUGAAGACCGGCAUAUGGGUGGGAGACUGCUUUAUUUAUACCAACUCAUUGAACCGGAUCAACUACUACGUGGGCGGAGAGAUUGUCACCAUAUCACAUCUGGAUCGAACUAUGUAUAUCCUCGGAUAUGUUGCCAAGGAGAAUAGAUUGUACCUCAACGAUAAGGAGUUGAAUAUAGUAUCAUAUUCAGUGCUACUGUCGGUGCUAGAGUAUCAGACUGCUGUGAUGCGAGGUGAUUUUGAAACUGCAGACCGUGUGUUACCUACGAUACCGCACGAUCAUCGUACUAGGGUCGCCCACUUCCUCGAGAAACAGGGUUUUAAGCAACAAGCGUUGGCUGUGUCGACUGAACCAGAGCAUCAAUUCGAGUUGGCUUUGGCUCUCGGUGAAUUGCAUAGAGCCAAGCAGUUUGCUGAAGAAGCAGCUAUUGCAGAGGGAGGAGUGCCUUCUAGAUCUAGUAGUGCCCGAUGGUCUCGUCUUGGCGCGGCCGCGGCGGCUGCGGCGGACACGGAACUGACGAAAGCGUGUUAUUUAGCGUCGAGAGACCAUAGCUCGUUACUACUUCUCGCCGCCUGCACCGGUGACAAAGCAUUGUUCAAAGAAAUAGCGUUAACGGCAGAAGAAGAAGGCGACGAUAAUAUAGCUUUCGUUGCGUUGUUCUCACUGAACGAAUUGGAGGCGUGUUUGCAGCUCCUCAUCAAGAGAGACAAGUUGCCUGAGGCAGCGUUCUUUGCCAGAUCAUACAUUCCGUCGAAGAUGUGCGAGGUAGUACGCUUGUGGCGUGAAUCAGUUUCCGCCACUAACAAGAAAUUAGGUCAAGCUCUCGCAGACCCCGAACAAUACGAAAACCUCUUUCCAGAUUACCGAGAGUCGUUAGAAUUAGAGCAAUAUCAACGCGAAUAUGGGUACCCUCAGAGCAGCUCGUUGGCGACGAUGGAGGAGAAUAGUCGCAAGUCUAACGUGACGAGGGAUCUCACCAUAGAGAUGAGUGAGGCCGUCACGAGACCACGACAUGUACCGCCAGUAUCUACUGCGCCCAGUAAUAACAGUGCAGCGCAAAUCCUCAAACCCACCCAGCCCACAAUAGAGGACGACACAGUUGUGGAGCCGUCUCAGUUAUUAUUAUCUGAUCAACAAGAACCUGAUAGUACCACUACCCUCAACAUGGAGGAAAUCGAUAAGGAGAUCGAGGCUAUCUUUCUAGAGGACUUGUCAGACGAAGGCGAUCUGUUGAAUUUGGAUUAAGGAUUUAAUUAAUUAAAUUUAUUAUAUUUUUUUUUUAUUAUUUCGUGUUAUUAAGAAAGUAUGUAUUUGCUAAAGUAAUAAUUAUUACCUGUAAAAUUAAACUAUUA